AGCAAGGCAAGUACGAUGGCAGGAGUCCGGCGCGAGACACCGCUGACCAAGUUUAACGACCUCGCCAAGGAGUGGGAGAAGAGUGUGGCCCAGGGCACGGGACGCCUGACACAGAUUGCCAACGCCAACCAGAAGCUGUCGCAUGCAGACGGGGAGUCGUGGGCAGGACUCGCGGAUGCGCAUGCACUGCACACCACACUUCGUCACAAGCUCGAGAGGGAAGCCCACCAGUCAUGGCAGCACCUAAGCACCGUCCUGGACCAACUCGGCGAAAUCCUUUCAAAAAUGCGAUCGCUGUGCCUGGUCGAGAUAACUCCUCACAAAAUGGACGUCGACUGCAACUUCUGCCCGACGUUGUCCCGCGUGCAACAUGACUUGCUCUUCCAGGAACUGAUCGAGAUGUACCAGCAAGAACUCAUGGCGAAAGCUAUGAUCGCGGUCGACAUUGUCGAUUGCCACGAUCACGACACGGCUGUCGUGUACAUUGCGUCGUGGCAAAUGCAGCCGUACGUUUGUAAAUCUCGGCAGGACGAGCUCCUGGUCCUCCUAGCGCCGCCUCCAAAGCGCGAAUCGUCUCAGAAGCUCGUCAAAUAAGUUAAUGGAUGCAGCAACGACGGUGUGAAGGCCGACUCGUGGCGCUUGUUUGCUCGACACA
Aphanomyces invadans is the source of this 655-nucleotide messenger RNA. RefSeq lists its product as hypothetical. NCBI's taxonomy places the organism in Eukaryota, Oomycota, Saprolegniomycetes, Saprolegniales, Verrucalvaceae. The coding region runs from base 16 to 594 and encodes 192 amino acids. The transcript has 4 exons. The record is from RefSeq and is a predicted model, not a curated record.